AUAGCGUUUCCCAUUCCCGUAUCAUAGAGGCCAGAGGUGACUGUUCUGAGCACGUUUCCCAUGAUGCUCUGAAAUACAAGUGUGUCUAUGGAACUGGCCUAUCUGUAAGAAAGCCCUUUAUGAGGUCAUCAUCUCACUCUCACCAGGUCUCCACAGAUGGAGACAUGCAAGCUCUUAAAAACACGAGCCAUCAUGCCUCGCUUUGCAAGCCCUCUUUUAAGAAACAUCAUUACCAGAAAUCCAUUUGAUAAUAUCAAGAGGAAGCAAUGCCUCCAAUAUUUGAAAACCCUGAGAAAACUGCAGUAUGAUGGAUUUAAGACUGUAUAUUUUGGGGAAACCAAUAUCCCUGAAAGUCUGGUAACUGGGGAAGAUUUUAGCAAUGGAUAUUUUAUGCAAACUCCAACUUGGUGUAUUGUGCAUGCUGGCGGUAUUCAAGGAUGGGUGCCCUGGGAGUACCGGAUGUUCCUAAGAGAUGAGUUAUGCGUCAAACAAGAUGGCCUCUUCUUUGAGUUCUGUGAUGUGUUGAAGAAGGCCUAUGGGAAGUGUGCCAUUGUGGUCAAAGAGAGAAGGCUGCAGGAGAUGAGGCCAAAGGAGUCCAAGGUUCAGGUCCAGACCCCAUCAGUCCUUAACUUAACAAGCAUCGUGUGUUGCCCGCAGGUGGCCAAGUCCUGUGGACAUGAACUACUCUCUCUGCCUUCCCUUUACAAUCACCUGAACCCUUUAGACAUAGCCUGGUCAUCUCUGAAGUGGUUCAUCAUCAAUAACAGAAAGAAGGUUUGCUUGCAGUACAUUGACAGUGUCUAUUCUUACCAAUAUAUACUUUUCAACGAUUUAAUUAGCAAAGGGGUUGAAAGGAUAAACCCAAGCAAAUGGAAAAUACUAGUUAGCCAAGUGUGGCAAUGGGAAAACUACUACCUCAGUAAAUUUCCUGAAGGAUGAGUCCUCGCACAAGUGGUGGGCCCAUGCUACAGCAUGAUCUUUGCCCAUGCUCCUGGGCCCAAUUCUGGACCACUGCAGCCAAAGAGACUCCUACAGUGACCCCACAAGGACAGUGUGUGGACUGAGGAGCCUCGGGGUGUUGGUGAAGUGCUUCAAGUUUACUGGAGGUUUUAUUAAAUCUUGUUGUUAAAUUAGCGCUCUUGACUCCCAUCUUGUUUAGGCUGCUUUGAGGACUAUGUUAAUGGAGGAUUAGAGCUAAUCUGGCCCAAAGGAGCUUGGUUGUGAGCAAGGGUGAGCAGACCUAAAGGUGAGGUGGUCAAAAUUUAGGUCUGAGAGAUAAAAACCAAGUAUGCAAUCACAAAACUGUUGGAAUUAAGUAGUGUGCCAACUGUUUCAGCCACCAAAACAACCCAUGGGAAGCCAGCUUGCCAUCAGCUGGAGAUGGGAUCCAAACGGUGGCUAACCAGACUCUUGCCUUCCCACUGCUUGAGGGCAAGCUGGCAGAGGGUGGACGAGACAUCCCAGAAGUUGAAACCCCAUCCAGAUGCUCCCAGGCAGGUUGCGGGUCCCAGCGAGGAGCCUGGAAAGCUGUCGCUGUGAUUGGAUCAGGUGGGACUUGGCAGAUAUACAGGUGAACAGGGCAAGGGGUUUGGGACUCACUUACCCAACCCACAUCCCAGCCCAACUCCAAGAAUCCCAGCAGGUCGCAGGACUUGCCAUGGCGUGACUUCUGGGGCCCUGCGAGCUGAGCCUCUUGCAGCUGAUUCAACGGCACCCUGUUCAGGCUUAGGGGGGCUGCUGGUGUGGCUGCAAGGGCUUGUGGUGGUACUUCUCACUUUUAUAGAAAGAGGCCUGCCUCCCAUUAAAUAUACCAUGAACUUCACUCCUCUUUAUAUAUGUUCAGGCAGUAAUCUUACAAUAGAAGUAACUAUUCCAGAGUGUAUCGAAACAAUUUGUGAGAGUUUCUAAACAAGUGCUAACAGACUUCCUCACCUGUAUGAUGAUGAAGCUGGGUUCCUGACAGCCGACUCCAGAAAGCAUCAGAGUCUCUGCUUGCCUUCCUGCCCUAUCCCUCCCGAAGGUCCCUGGAUUAUUCAUAAAUACUUUGUCGGAUGAAAACAGGGGUUCAGUGCUUUCAGCACCUAAGUGGCAGGCUGCUGAAGCAUUUUGUUACUGUGCAUUUUAUCUGGGGAUGAACUGCUCCCACAGCCUCCAGCCUCUGGGCAUCAGGUAGUUUCGGUUGGUACAUUUCCCACCUUACAGCCGUGGUGCCCCAUUAGCUUCCUGUGGCUGCUGUUACAAAGCACCUCAGACUUGGCCUAAAACAACAGAAACUUACUCUCUCCCAGUUCUCUAAGCCAGAUGUCCACAAUCAGUUCUGCUGAGCCAAAA
Manis pentadactyla (Chinese pangolin) is the source of this 2331-nucleotide messenger RNA. RefSeq names its product chromosome 1 C21orf140 homolog (gene C1H21orf140). The coding region runs from base 157 to 939 and encodes 260 amino acids. The transcript has a single exon. The record is from RefSeq and is a predicted model, not a curated record. Lineage: Eukaryota; Metazoa; Chordata; Mammalia; Pholidota; Manidae.